AAGUCAUAAGAAAAUGAGAAUAUAUUUAAUAAUCGAAACCUUGUAGGACAUAAAUAACAAUUGUAACAUUAUUUAAAAUUCUUCUUAGAAUCGAAUAAUUUAUAUUAUCAAAUAAUAUAAUCGUCGUUGACUUAGACCUAUAGGUCAAUGAUGUUAUCUCCCUAUAAAUACAGAAACUUAACGAUCAGUUGGAACACAAACAUUCAUUGUGGUAACAACUUGAAAAUGAAGAUUAAUAUUCAUUUUAUAUUUUUUUCCUUAUUUCUUAUAACAUUAUUUGAAAACGCCCAGAGUGGUUUAGUUAUAGGCUUUGUCGAAAAGAUUCACGAUUCAAUUCACAAAGUUCACGAGGAUGUUCAUAAUUUGUUCAGACCAAAGGAAAAUAAUAAUAAAAAUCUGUCAAGUGAUGGCUAUCAGAGAGAAAAUCAAGAUAAUAAGCCUCCUAGUACCGUUGCGACUAAUAUAAAACAAGACAACAAUGAGAAAAUAAUAUUUGCCGAUGUUGAUGAUACAAGAAAUGAGAAAAGUAUGAAUAACAAUAAUUCCAUUGUUACUCCAGCUGACAUCGGCCUAUGGACAACUACAGAUAAAACGGGUACAACUGAAGAGGUUCUGAUUUUUUCUUCUUCCCCUACAACACCUUCACCUUUGUCAACAACAACGAAGAAGGAAGGAAGAGAAAAUUUUGCAGCAGGAUGUUCCACUGGCUAUAAACGUACACCAGAUGGUAGAUGUAAGCCAACAUUUUAAGCCAUGAUGUUUUAAAAUAUGAAAUGUGAUUUUUUCCAAUAAAAGUUAUUUAAUUUAAUUAAA
This is a messenger RNA of Danaus plexippus (monarch butterfly), 813 nucleotides long. RefSeq names its product growth-blocking peptide, long form-like (gene Pp). NCBI's taxonomy places the organism in Eukaryota, Metazoa, Arthropoda, Insecta, Lepidoptera, Nymphalidae. Bases 148 to 750 code for a protein of 200 amino acids. The record is from RefSeq and is a predicted model, not a curated record. The transcript has a single exon.